CGGGUCUCCGAGAGCAGCCAAGCGCAGGCGCAGGCGAGGGGCUCCUACCCGAGGCCCGCCGCUGGGUUCCAAGCCGUGGGGGGCUGUCCGCGGGAAUGCAGGCCACCAUCAGAGGAUGAAAUAUUCCUGUCAUUUGUUAGCCAUUUGAUAAAGGUAGAGAAUUAAAACACACACUAUGUCCGAUGAAGUUUUUAGUACAACUUUGGCAUAUACAAAGAGUCCAAAAGUCACCAAAAGAACUACUUUCCAGGAUGAGCUAAUAAAAGCAAUUACAGCUCGCUCAGCUAGACAAAGGAGUUCUGAAUACUCAGAUGACUUUGACAGUGAUGAGAUUGUUUCCUUAGGUGAUUUUUCUGACACUUCAGUAGAUGAAAAUUCAGUUAAGGAAAAAAUGAAUGAUUUUCAUAUAUCUGAUGAUGAAGAAAAGAAUUCUCCAAAACUGUCUUUUUUGAAAACCAAGAACUCAAACAAUGAAGUGAAGAAAAAUGAGCUUGUAGUCACCGUCAAAAAUGAUGAGGAGCUGGUACCCGAUGGUAGUGAAGACUUGGUAGUGAAUCGCUUAUCUGAAUCUCAAAGUAAGCCACAGAAACCUGAAAGAGAGAACAUUAAAAUGGAAACUAAACCCAGAAUUCUUCCAAUCAAAAGCGCAUCUCCAGAAAACAACAGCAGCCUUGAAGCAGACAAGCACUUUAAGCCUUCACCUCGGCCAAGGAGCAUGUUGAAAAAGCACAGCCACAGGGAGGAGAAAGAUGGGCUGGGAGAAGAUAGAGAAACCACCCUCCGUGAAGAAUUAGACGCACAUUCUGUACCUGCGUCCCUCCCACAGCUGAAUGGCGGACAGCCGGAAGCUGAGAAACAUGCCGUCUCUGAAAACCUUGAUCCUGAGGAUCCAUGGUUAACAAGUCUAUCAUCAUCAUCCCUUAAAGAAAGUCUUGGAGACUCCUUUGCACCAGAAUCUGGGGAAAAAGCAUCCACUACUGACUUUGUCACUAGUGCACUUGAGGAACCCAAGGAAAGUCGAGUGAUUACUGAUGACCCUGAAGAAGAAAAGGAGAAAGCUGAACCGAUUACGAAUGAUGACGUAACAGUUGACAAUCCACCACUGUUGCUACCUCAGGGGAUCUUAUGCACUGAGUCUGCAAAGAACACAAUUCAAGAUAGAAAUACGAAGAAUAAGAAGUCAGCAAAUAACAGAGCAUCCAGUGCAUCUGGCAGAUUAAUGACCUCUGAGUUCUUAAAGAAAUCUAGUUCUCUAAGGAGAACUCCGUCAACAGUUCCCACUUCUCACUAUUUAGGGACUUUGAGAGUCUUGGACCAAAAGCCCUCACAGAAACAGAAUGCAGAGCCUGACGGAGCAGAUAACAUAAGGGCAGCUGUUUAUCAGGAGUGGUUAGAAAAGAAAAAUGUGUAUUUACAUGAAAUGCACAGAAUUAAAAGAAUUGAAAGUGAAAACUUAAGGAUUCAAAAUGAACAGAAAAGAGCUGCUAAAAAAGAAGAAGCAUUAGCAUCAUUUGAGGCCUGGAAAGCCAUGAAAGAAAAGGAAGCAAAGAAGAUGGCUGCAAAAAAGAGGCUUGAGGAAAAAAACAAGAAGAAAACCGAGGAAGAAAAUGCUGUGAGAAAAGGAGAAGCACUUCAAGCUUUUGAAAAAUGGAAAGAGAAAAAGAUGGAAUAUCUUAAAGAGAAAAAUAAGAAAGAGAAAGAAUAUGAAAGAGCCAAGAAACGGAAAGAGGAGGAAACUGUUGCUGAGAAAAGGAAAGAUAAUUUGACUGCUGUUGAAAAAUGGAAUGAAAAAAAGGAAGCUUUUUUCAAGGAAAAGGAAAAAGAGAAAAUAAAUGAGAAAAGAAAAGAAGAACUGAAAAGAGCUGAGAAAAAAGAUAAAGAUAUACAAGCUCUUGAUGAAUAUGAAAAAUGGCUGGAAAAGAAAGAGAGGCAGGAAAGAAUUGAACGAAAACAAAAGAAACGUCAUUCCUUUCUUGAAAAUGAGGCCCUUCCUCCAUGGAGCCCUCCAAGCAGAACUGUGUUCUCCAAAGUGUUUUGAUAAUUCUUACUCUCGCAUUAUUUAGUUACUUAUCAGUUCACCAAUUUUAGCCAAACUAAAUUUAAAGCUAUUCAUUCAGUUAUUUAUAGUGAGAAGAGUCUAUUUUAAUUAGAUGCUGGUUAUUUCUGCUGACAGUGAAAAGAUGCUUUGGAGUUUAAUCAGUGAAAGGAAAGCAUUGAAAGCAUUUUUUGAACUGUAGAUAAACUGCCUCAAAUGAAAACCUAAUAAUCAGAUUGCUUUUACCAUUCAGAUACAUAGCCCUUUAUCAUGUCCUGAUAAUUCUUAUAGUCUGAUGAACCAUGAUCACUUUUUACUAACCUGUGCAUGUUGUUUAAGUAUGUUUAUUCCCCAAUAUAAAAAGAAAACCAUCUAGGUACCAUAAUCACAAAAAUUGAAUUUGUGAAUGAUUGUGCAUUUAGAUUCACAUUUUAAAAUGAAUUGUCCCUGAGGAGUAUGCAUAUAUUAUUCCUUUUAAAACUAAUCUUUAGCUCAAAGCAGUUGUAUUAUACUGUGUAAGUUAGAAUUUUGGUCAGUUGAGUUCAGUAGAACACCAAUCAUCAAGGCAUUUUAUUUAAGAAUGUUCCCUUAUGUUUUAGUAUCUUUAUCUGUUCCUUCUUAAGUGACAAUCAUAGGCACUUUAUAAUGAGCGGACCUCUGAAACAUGUCUUUCUAAAUUCUGUUUUAUUUAUUAUUUCAUUGAUAUCAAAAGAUAUCCAUUUCAUGGUAGUGAUGUACAUUAGUUAUAGAAAUUCCACAAGAAUCCAAGGUCUUUAUCACUAUUAUUAUUUUCCAGACUAAAGCCAUAAAGAUGAUAGAGGCAGUUUUUGUCCUCUUAAUUAACCCAGAGUCUUAUAGCUUAUAUUUGAAGACAGCUAUGCGGGAAGGUAAUUUGUAGAAAAUGUCCAAAGAAUCUAUAUUUGGUCUCUGCAUAUCCUUACGUUAAUCAGACUCACACUGGAACUGGUCAGCUAGUUUAUCACACACCAAAUGAAUACUCCCAGAGUUGAAAUGCUGCUUUAGCCAAUGAUGCAGUACAGUGUUAGAUGAGGAUAAACAGUUACUAUUUAUCAAGCAGCUGUUGUAUCCUCUCUGCUGAAUCUUUGCAAAUGUUAUUUUCAUCUUUACAACAAUUAUUCAGAGUAGGUGUUAUUAGCCUCAUUUGGCAGAUAAAAGUACUGAGACUCAGAGAAAUCAAAGAACUUACCACGCAUUGAGCACGUGAUUGAGCUGGGAUUAGAGCUGCUGAAAUCUCUCUACCUCUGGAAUCCGGAUGCUCGUGUUCAUGCUCUUUGUUAAGUUCUGUUAAGACCUCUGUAUUAUAUUAACCUUAUAGACACGUUUUACCUCUCAGAUCCUUGAAUCAUGAAUUGUUACCCAGAGAUUAUCUUCCCCUUAAGAAACAGGCUGUUUGUUAUUAGAGACAGUGAACCUCAUUAGAUCUAUAAAAGGAAAAAAAGAAUUCAUAAUAUUUAAGGAAUUAGUCAAAUGCCUGUAUCUAGUACUAGAAUGUCAGAACUCCCAGCGGGUAUGAAACUUAGGCUUUGCGAUAGUCACUCAGGAGUUUUCACACUGAGCAUUAGUCUUCUUGCUGCAGUGUACGUGCAAGACACGAUAGAUGUCGUGGAUCACUUUGUAAGAUCCCAUCAGUGCUACAGAUAGAUUUUUAAAAUUUCAUAAGUGAAACUAGAAGCCUUUUAUACUGCAGGAACUGGGUGAAUAUGUCGUGAAAUUGAAAUAAUUACCAGCAAUAUGUGUUAUCAGCGUGGGAUUUAAAAAGCCUCUCUUAUUCAUCCGUGUGUCCUCCAUAGUACCAAACACAAUGCCUACCAGAACAGAUUGCUAAGUGUUUAUUGUAUUAAAUUAACUAUUCAGAGCUUAAAAGGUAUUUUUGAAUUCCAGGGAAGUAGAAGGAAACAUAGAAAAAAGCACAGCUACUUUUAGGGGUGUGAGAUCUUAAGUGUGUGCGUCGUAGAUUUCACAUUGUAUAUUUACUUAAAUGUCUUGAUUAUUUUCUUCUAAUUUAUCAUGUUUAGUGGAUUAACUGUUACCACUUCUUAGUUGUGGGAACUGAAUGAAGCUGGUUAAUUAAUGUAAAGCAUAUGGCACAUAAUAAAAGGCUUAAUAAAUGUU
Camelus dromedarius (Arabian camel) is the source of this 4168-nucleotide messenger RNA. RefSeq names its product microtubule associated protein 9 (gene MAP9). Gene Ontology annotation, cellular component: astral microtubule. Gene Ontology annotation, biological process: regulation of mitotic cytokinesis; mitotic cytokinesis; mitotic spindle assembly. Gene Ontology annotation, molecular function: microtubule binding. The record is from RefSeq and is a predicted model, not a curated record. The transcript is spliced from 14 exons. Lineage: Eukaryota; Metazoa; Chordata; Mammalia; Artiodactyla; Camelidae. The coding region runs from base 176 to 2038 and encodes 620 amino acids.